This is a messenger RNA of Teleopsis dalmanni, 2475 nucleotides long. It is a transcript of the gene cass, whose product is annotated as apoptosis inhibitor 5 homolog. Gene Ontology annotation, cellular component: nucleus. The coding region runs from base 201 to 1838 and encodes 545 amino acids. Gene Ontology annotation, biological process: negative regulation of apoptotic process. NCBI's taxonomy places the organism in Eukaryota, Metazoa, Arthropoda, Insecta, Diptera, Diopsidae. The record is from RefSeq and is a predicted model, not a curated record. The transcript has 10 exons. Gene Ontology annotation, molecular function: RNA binding.
AUAGAGUUUUCUUCUGUGAAAGUAAGAAGUAGUGGAGAAGGCUUAAAUUAAUUACUUGAUUAUAAUUUAUUGGCAGUAUUGAAAUACUGGCAAUAUUUUACACAUCGAACGCAUUCGUUCAUUAUAAUUCAGUGUAGAAGUUUUUCUGUGGAGCAAAUAAACAAGUGAAUAUAUAAAAAGUAAGAAGCUCUGCUGUUAUCAUGGAUAAAAUUGAACAUUUAUACAAAUGUUAUGAUGUAUUGUCGGAAGCUGGGGAGGAUAAGGCAAAGCACGCUGAGGAAUAUAAAACUAUUCUAAAUGCUGUUAAAGGUUCUUCCAAAGAAAAACGUUUGGCUUCCCAAUUUAUUGGAAAGUUUUUUAAGUAUUUUCCUGAUUUAACGGAUAACGCCAUUGAUGCUCAGCUUGAUCUCUGCGAGGAUGAUGAUAUACAGAUACGUAAGCAAGCUAUCAAGGACUUGCCGAAAUUAUGCUUGGAUAAUCCACAACAAACACCUCGUAUAGCUGAUACCUUGGCACAAUUGCUGGUUUUAACAGAUGUUGUAGAGCUGCAACAAGUUUUCUCUGCAUUUGAAACAAUUAUUAAGAAAGACACUAAGGGUUCAUUGGCUGGCUUGUUUCAACAAAUCUCUAAUGGAGAUGAAGUCACUAGAGAACGUUGUUUCAAGUACAUUUUGAAGAAAUUGUUGCCAAUGGGACCAGCUAUCAUAACAUCUGAGGUUGAAGAAUAUAUUGUUGAUGAAAUCAAAAAGAUUUUAAUGGAUGUAAGUGCAGAUGACUUCCACUUCUGCAUGAACAUCUUAGGUUCCACAAAAUUGGGUUCAACAAUCACUGGUCAUUCUCAAUUGGUUAACUUGGCAAAAGAACAAGCAGAGCUAAAUAAUGAUAUUGAUGAGAUCACCAUUGAUGAUGAAAUUGUUGAACGUUUUAUUCAGUGUUCCACUCAUGCAAUGCCAUACUUUUCUCAUACCAUUAAGUCUACGGAGUUCGUCGAAUAUGUCUGUGACAAGUUACUUCCGUUAGCAACAUGGAAUAUGUUGGCAACUGCUGUUCAGCAAAAUCAAGUUCAAUUACGUCUACUAAAAGUAUUUGCAGAAAUGACUCCAUAUUGUGAUGUGUUGCCUGAAGCAGUAAAGCGUAUUGAUUCCGUUUAUACAGUAUUAAGGGAGUAUAUGCCGUUGCCACAGCUUGAUGAUAAAGACGUCGGAAAUACUACUCCAUCGUUCGAGUUUUCUCAUGCAGAAUGCCUUCUUUAUGCUUUGCACACCUUAGGCAAAAAGAAUACUAAUUCUUUUUCUUUUAUUAAUGACCCAGAAAAGUUGAAGGAUUUUCGUUCUAGACUUCAAUAUUUAGCACGUGGCACACAAGGUUAUAUUAAAAAGUUAGAGGAAGCUGUUAAGGGUAAAAAUGAGGAAGAAUUGAAAUCUGAGGAGAAUCAAGUAAAACUAACUGCACUUAAGACUACUUCUAAUAUAAGUGUCUUGAUUCGUGAUCUUUUCCAUUCACCACCAAUAUUCAAACAUGAUGUCUUAUUAUCAUGGGUUACACCAAAAAACAAUAAGCUUUUAAAUAAACGUCAUGCUCCAAUUACAUUUGAUAAGGAUCGGCAAAGGGAUGUUGAGAAGAAAUCCAAGGUUGGGAAUGAUCAAAAAAUUUACGCCCCACCAUCUGGUAAAUAUUCCGCUAAUGUUCAAACAUAUGGUACCAGCAACAAUCGCUCACGUCAACGCAAUCCUAAUGGACGAAAUGGUUCCGGCGCUGGUGGACGUAUUGAUAGAAAUAAUUCCAGAAAUGGUGGUGGCAACACCUAUCGUCGCAAUUUUCAAUCCAAAAGAGUUUAAAUUAUAUACGCAUUGAACAUGAAUCGAAUCGGUUCUUUCUUACGUUCACUCCUAGUCUUUUAAAUUUAAUUUCCAAUUUAAGUAAUUCACAUUUUUUAUCAACCAAUAUAACUUUGUUUUUUUUUGUGCGAUUUUGCAAAAAUUAUCGGAUAUCAGAUAUAAAUGAUAAAACAGAGGUAAGUACUAUCUUCUUCAAUUAAUAUUUCUUUUUUUUUUAAUUUCAGCUAAAAAUUAUACAACGUUUGAAUUCUGAUAAUCAUUUUAAAUAAACUUAUUAAACCGAUUAUAUCUUAGACAUAUGUCUAUGUAUAUGAAAACCUAACUUCAAAACUAUUUUUCUUAAAUUAACAAAAAUAAUUAUUCUUAACGUAGACAAAAAUUUCGAUUAAUAAGAUUUUAAUACUUUUACAUUAGUAAUUUUAAAGCUAGAUAUUUUAGCGACUAAAAAAAUAAAAUAAAUUGAAGCUAUAAUAGCAUCGAGUAAAGCCCAUAAACGUUGCGAAAGUCGUAAAAGAUAUUUAUGCGGUUUUAUUGCGAAGCUAUGAAAACUUCAAUUCGUAAAACAUAAAUAUAUCAACAAAUCUAUCGUUAUAUAUGUAAAAUUAAAUGUAAAAUAUGCUUACACGAGAUUCGAUUU